Molecule: messenger RNA, 1115 nt
Organism: Hyalella azteca
Lineage: Eukaryota; Metazoa; Arthropoda; Malacostraca; Amphipoda; Hyalellidae
Product: multiple coagulation factor deficiency protein 2 homolog
Exons: 5
Coding region: 462-989 (175 amino acids)
Molecular function (GO): calcium ion binding
Source: RefSeq, a predicted model, not a curated record
CCUGAUUGACAGCGUCACUACUGCUGCCACAAAUCGUAUAUUUUCUAUAUAAAAUUACAACAUUAAAUCGCGCAUCAAAUGAAUUUGCCAUGCAGUGAAUUUUCGCUGCAGACGUCUUGAUGUCAGCAUCUGAUUUAUUUUUAUAAGUUUUCGUCAGCACGAAGAAGCCCAGACUCAACAGUAGGCAUUCAAAAUAAAUGUUUUUAUUUUAAAUAACAUGUAAGAAGAAAAUAAUUAUCCAAAGAACACACGAAAUACUACCAUCUUGCUCCACACUUGCUUAUCUGACCAUAAGAUUCAUACAAUGUCUUAAGUUUAGUGCCGUUGACCUAUCGACAAAUUGAAAUCAGUCAGAAAAGUAAUAAAAUAUUUAUCGAGAAACUAUCGGACUAUUUUUCUAAAUACAGCAUAGGAAGGAAAAAAAUCUUUCAUUGGCAUACAAUCUGUGAACUGGAAGACAAAUGAUGUUGCUUAGGACGUGCUUGUAUCCACAAUAUAUGGCUAGAGAUAGGAAAUUAGCAAGUCUUCUCAUUAUCAUAAUAUUGUGUGAUGUUUUGAGUGAUGUAGCAGCAACGGGAACAAGUAGUGUUCAUCAUAGCCAUCAUCACAUGGAGCGUCAUCACACGCCAACGUCUAAAGAAGGCGGAGGAGACGGAAUACUGCACGACCAGGCGCUGUUAGGUGACCGCCAGCACAUGGAAGAGGAUCUUGCGCAUCAGCUCUCAGCAGAGCAGAUCAGCAAGAUGUCGCCUGGAGAACUGGAAUACCAUUACUUCAAGGUGCACGACUUUGACAAGAACGGCAAGCUGGACGGCCUGGAAAUUCUGGUGGCGAUCGGACACGUGGUGCACCUGCCAGGCGUAGAGCAGGGCAUUGAUGUGAAGCAGCUGCCACAGAUUACUGAGAUGAUCGAUGAGGUGUUCGAGGAGGCAGACGGCAACAAAGACGGCUACUUGUCGUACUACGAAUACGCGCGCACGCGGCGCUAGGGCGGCGCUGGGCGAGGCCAGGGAGAGGCUUGCGGUUGACCUUCCAGCUCAGUCAUACGAUGUCGCAAGAGUCGAAUAUCUGUGUAAAUUCCGCAACUAAAUUUCCCCAAUAAAUAUCUUUCGUUA